AGACCAACCUCCCACCCCUAACCCCAGCCCACAAACCCCUCCUUCAGGCAGAAGUACAUGUGACCCAGCGUGGAAUGAGGAAGCCCGAGCGGCCACAUGAGCACUGUUGCUGCCGAGCCACCAGACAAGCAACAGGCUCCCGGUGGAAAGAGGUGACAAGUGAAAGGAUCAUGAGCCCUGCUGCAACAGAUGCUGCGGAGUCCAAACCCCCAGAUGGGGGAUGGGGUUGGAUGGUGGUGGUCGGGGCCCAUAUUUCCAUUGGAUUUGCUUAUUCUACUCCUAAAGCUCUUUCCAUCUUCUUCAAAGAAAUUCAAGAGGAUUUGGGGGCCAGCUCCAGUGAAAUAGCAUGGAUCUCCUCCAUAAUGCUGGCUGUUAUGUAUGCAGGCGGACCGGUGAGCAGCGUGCUGGUCAAACGCUUUGGAAGCCGACCCAUAGUCAUAGUUGGUGGACUGAUGUGUGGGGUUUCCAUGGUUACUGCUUCUUUUGGAAGGUCCAUUGUUUAUCUCUACCUGAGCAUCGGGAUCAUCGGAGGUUGUGGACUCUGCUUUAACCUCAAUGCAUCUCUCACCAUCAUCAGUAAAUAUUUUUUAUCCAAGCGGCCAUUAGCUAAUGGACUCGCCAUGGCAGGAAGUCCAGUUUUCCUCUGUUUUCUCGCCCCUCUCAACCAAUUUCUUCUGGGUGACUUUGGGUGGAGAGGAAGUCUGCUAAUACUGGGGGGUAUGAUGCUUAACUGUUGCGUUGCAGGGGCACUAAUGAGACCUGUGACUCUAUCUUGCAACCCAUCCGCUGUUGCAGCACUAAAGAAUAUGGAAACGACAACUAAACACAACAUGAGCAAAAAAGGAAGGUGCCUGACCAAUGCAAGACAGUUUUUGGAUUUUUCUUUUUUUAAAGACAGGGGCUUCAUCAUUUACCUGAUGGGUAACACGAUGUACAUCUUUGGUGCCUAUGCGCCUAUCGUGUUCUUGUCAGCUUAUGCAGUCAGCCAAGGUGUGGAGGAGUAUUCUGCAGCCUAUCUGCUCUCCAUCAUGGGCUUUGUUGACAUGUUUGUCCGUCCUGGCACCGGUUUGAUAGCCAACAGCAAGUGGAUCAGACCAAGAAUCCAGUACUUCUUUGGCUUUGCCAUGAUUUUUAAUGGUGCGUGCCAUUUACUUUGCCCCAUGAUGACGAGCUAUGCCUUCCUGGUGGGCUACGCUGUUUUUUUUGGUGUGGGCUUUGGCAUGGUGUUUGCCCUUAUUUUUGAAUGCCUAAUGGACCUGAUGGGAAACCAACGGUUCCCAAGUGCUGUUGGACUGGUCACCAUCAUAGAGUGCUUCCCUAUGCUGUUAGGACCACCUACUGCAGGGUUACUGGUUGAUCUCUAUGGUGACUACAAGUACCUUUUCUAUAUGUGCGGUGCCGUGAUCAUGAGCGGCGGGCUGUUCCUCAUUAUCAUGAACAUCUUACACUACCAUAUGCUGGAAAAAGAGAAGGCUGAGCACAACGGAGCACGGAGGAGCCCAGAGACGGGGAACCAGGACGGGGUGAGCCUUUCGGAGGCACAGAGGGAGCCGACUGAGGCUGAAUCAGCACCGAUGAACAGAGAUCCACAAGAUCCCUCAACUGAUGACACUGGGCCAGACAUAACUGAUCACUUCUAAAAGGUCCACGAUGUUUUUCUCUUAAACUUUGUGGUGAGAAAAGUAGAGCUCAGCAGCUCCCAAUAAUCUUUUUGAUACGAUGAUGGAACUUCUUGAACAAAGUCAGAACAUUUAUGUUCAAAAUCGGUCUGAACGGAAUCAUUCUUAAUUGUUUAAAUAUUUCAGGUUCUAUAGGGAACCUAUUUCAUUUUCUGCCCUAAUAAUGUUAAAAAACAAAAGUUUACAUAGUGUCUAACCACAAUUCUCUCACACAAUCUGUUUUGUGGUUAGUCUUCACCUCAAAGGUUAUCAAGGGGAAACAAUGUUUAAUGGCUCAGAAGCAGAAUGUAUCUUGCCUCACAUAAAGGCCCACUGUGGUGUUUGCACUAUAUUUCUGUCAGUGUCUGUGGAUGUUUGCCUUUCAUUGUAUUUCCAAACUCCCAAGAAAUCCUAAAGGAUUUGAAGUACAGAGUGUGUUUGCACGGGUGCAGAACUUUUUCUGCAGUAAGAUCAUGAUUCUCUAUUAUGGUGUUCUUUCUUGCAAAUUUCAACUGAAAGCAAUCUGUGAAAAGAAUGAAUACAUGUUAAAAACCUCAGGGGAAAAUAUAAAGUAUUUUGUAUUUGCAGGGGUGCAUGUUAUGAAAUACUAAGUAGGACAUUGUUAUCUUUUUUUGACAAUCGCAUUUUUGCAAAUCAAGUUUUGUUUCUUUAUUAAUUCCAGUAUUGUUUUUGGUCCACUCCAAAAUGCAAUUUGUGACUUACAGAAGAUAAAUUCUUUGUAAUCUUUGAUAAAAGCUUUCAUGGUGAAACUGAA
Molecule: messenger RNA, 2433 nt
Organism: Oryzias latipes (Japanese medaka)
Lineage: Eukaryota; Metazoa; Chordata; Actinopteri; Beloniformes; Adrianichthyidae
Product: monocarboxylate transporter 2
Biological process (GO): transmembrane transport; monocarboxylic acid transport
Cellular component (GO): basolateral plasma membrane
Molecular function (GO): monocarboxylic acid transmembrane transporter activity
Source: RefSeq, a predicted model, not a curated record